Messenger RNA from Parastagonospora nodorum SN15, 998 nucleotides. RefSeq lists its product as hypothetical. The transcript is spliced from 3 exons. Lineage: Eukaryota; Fungi; Ascomycota; Dothideomycetes; Pleosporales; Phaeosphaeriaceae. Gene Ontology annotation, cellular component: endoplasmic reticulum; endoplasmic reticulum membrane. The coding region runs from base 1 to 714 and encodes 237 amino acids. The record is from RefSeq and is a predicted model, not a curated record. Gene Ontology annotation, biological process: intracellular protein transport; endoplasmic reticulum to Golgi vesicle-mediated transport.
AUGACGCUCUACUACAGUCUGGUAAGUGCACCCCGCUCGAUGCGGUACUUGGAGGCAGUGGCUAUCCACAAGAAGCCCAUUGGCUUUGCGGUCCAUGGGCUGCUCGCGUGCCUCCCUCUCCUGCAGCGAGUCUUCCUCCUCUUGGUGACGGAGAUGCUCAUCUUCCUUGCCCUCAUCGUCCCGCUGCCGUUCACCUGGCGCCGCAAGCUCUUCACCUUCAUCUCGGAGAGCCCCAUCGUGGCCAAACUGCAGUAUGGCAUGAAGAUCACGUUCAUCUUCAUCCUGAUCCUGUUCGUGGACAGCGUCAACCGCGUGUACCGCGUGCAGGUUGAGCUCUCUGGCAUGGGCAACCAGCAGGGCGGAGGAAACGCCAGCCUCGGCGGUAUCGAGCGCAUGGAGGUCCAGGCCCGCAAGUUCUACUCGCAGCGCAACAUGUACCUCUGUGGUUUCACCCUCUUCCUGUCUCUCAUCCUGAACCGCACCUACGUCAUGAUCCUCGAUGUCCUCCGUCUCGAGGAGGAGGUCAAGACGUUCAAGGGCGACCCCAAGGCGAAGGGCGGAAAGUCGCUCAAGGACGUUGGCGGCGCUGGUGAGGUCGGCGCUCUCAAGGAGGAGCUUGCCCGCAAGGACCGCGACAUGGAGAACCUGAAGAAGCAGGUCGAGAACAUGCAGGCCGAGUACAACCGCAUGGGUGACCAGGUCAGCGCCAAGUAGAGGAACAUUUGCCAAAUUCACGAGGACAAGCAAUCCGAUGGACGUGGAAUGCCACCGCUAUCGGAAUCCUUGGCAUCCGGGCCCAUACGAAUACGUUGUAGCAAAGUUCGCUUCUUCUGGGGGGCACCUGGAUACGGGGGAAAAUACGCCCAGAAUCCCGCGGGAUUACUCUCAAUUUCAAAAGCCGAGGCGUCGGCGCGGUGGAAAAGGAUAUGGUGUUGCUACUAUCUAGUUGAUUGAUAGCAUUGUAUACGCAAAUUUUCUUUAUUUUUUGAAGCCGAAAA